CAGAGGAAGAUCAUGAUUGUGCAGGUAUGAAGAGCGCGAGGGGACAUUCCUGAAAAAAAUCUGCUGAGAACACAUAUCUAGAUCAGAAUGGCACUGCUUAACAGUACUGGAAUACUGGAUACUGGAACUAAUUAUACUCAAGUAUACCGUUGUAGUUUGAAAGAAAACUUCAAGUACAUUCUCCUCCCGGUGAGUUACACUUUGGUGUUUGUGUUCGGUCUGGGGUUGAACAUCACGGCCAUGUACAUCAUCCUGUUUCGCACCAAACACUGGAAGCCCAGCACCAUCUACAUGAUCAACCUCAAUGUCUGUGACAUGCUUUACAUCCUCACCCUGCCGUUCCUCAUCUACUAUUACGCUGAUAAGAACGACUGGCCGUUCGGUGAGCUGAUGUGUAAGCUGAUUCGCUUUCUCUUCUACACAAACCUCUAUGGAAGCAUCCUCUUCCUCAGCUGCAUCAGUCUGCACCGGUUUUUAGGCGUCUGCCACCCGAUGCGCUCUUUGUACUGGAUGAACAGCCAUCGUGCUCGUUUGAUUUCUGUGGGAAUAUGGGUGAUCAUUCUCAUCUUACAGGCACCGAUUCUUUAUUUUUCCCGGGUGAGACGUAAUGGUAAUCAUCUGGUCUGUCAUGACACCACCAUCAAGGAGCUCUUCAGUGACUUUCUGGUCUACAGCACGGUAGUGAUGUUUCUGCUUUUUGUCCUACCGUUUGGGGUGGUGCUGUUCUGCAACGGCCUGAUGGUGAAGAAACUUCUUGAUCCCAGUGUUCUCAGAGAACCAAUGUCACAGCACUCCAAACGGAAGUCGGUGAAGAUGAUUAUUAUUGUGCUCCUGGCUUUUAUGGUGUGCUUCUUGCCUUUCCAUGUGAACCGCAGUAUCUGCUACACCUUCCGUUACCUGGACAAACACGACUGCAACAUAUUACUACUCUCCAACAAUGCCUACAAGGUCACGCGACCUCUGGUCAGUUUCAACAGCUGCAUCGACCCCAUCCUCUACUUCAUGGCAGGACAGAGCUUCAGAAACAGCAUCUACAAAAAAAAAUCAUCAAUGAAGUCUGACAAAUCCCUUUUAGCAUUACAGUAAAAUUCUGGAUUUUUUUUUAUGUCUUUAUUUCAUAAAAUAACCAUAUGUCCUUUUUUUCCCAGACAUAUCCUGGCCAGGAUUCCUGGGUUAAGUGCAUUGUGAAAAGUUCUGUUUUCCCGGGAAGGUCCUGGCCAGGAUUUCUAAACUGCCUAAAAUGUCCGGUUGUUUUUGCAUUGCAUUGCUUUGACUGUUUUAUGUAGAUCCCACCUUCUUGGACGCCACGACUGGUCAGUUAUGCACAAUGCCUGCAUGCCAUUGGUCAAACUACUUUUCAGUCAUUACUUUUAGCAGUUACAAAAACAAAGCCAGAACCGGACGUUUUAGGCGCUUGGAAAUCCUGGCCAGGAUCUUCCCUGGAAAAUAGGCUUUUUCACACUGUGCUUAAACCAGGGUUAUCAUUUCACACAUGUAGCUAAUGUAGAAGCGAGGUUGUAUUAGCAACAGACACCCAAUUGCGUGCUUCACCUCUCAAAUAGUGACAGAAAAACAUCAGAUGGAUUGAAGAGACUGUUUUAUCCUCACUUAUAUAAUAUGUAGCUCAUAUAAACGAUAUAAAAAUAGCUGCCUUCAUGCCAUGUCAUAAUUACCGUAAUUCUGUGAUGACAAUAUGUGACAUUCUACUUGGAGCUCCUUGGUUGGUUUUUGGGCUGGUUUUGUUGUGCAGACCUGGCAACCCUGCUUCCAAGUCAUCAGACUUGUCUGAAUUAUGCAUUUAUCCGUCUAGAUUUGGCAUGCUCAAAGUCUAGUGUGACACGGCAUAAUUAACUAUUUAAAAUGUGAAAAGCCCUAUUGUUUAUGUUACUGUAACUAUUUCCUGGUAAUCAUCAGGUUAUUGCAUAUAAUCUGUCCAAUAGCAUGUGAGAUCAAAAUAGUGUGUUAGUAUACUGAAAACACAUUUCAGUAUACUGAAAUGCUGCUCUUAUGAACUUUCUAUUUAUCAAAGAACCCUGAAAAAAUGUCUCAUGGUUUCCUCAGAAAUAUGAAUUUCCAUGCAGAUACUGCAGUAAAGUUCUUUAUUUCAAGAGUACAAAUAUCAAGAAAAAAAUAUUAUUAGGAAAAUAAUAAAUAAAAGCAACAGCAGUACAAAGCUGAGUUUCCCCCUUAACUUAUCAUUCUAGUCGAUCUUUGCAAAGUAAGGUGUAACAGCGAUGUAUGUCUCCAGCUACACCUAUGAUGGUAUUCAAGAAAUGAUUGCAAACAAACACAUGUGCAUUGUAUAAAAAAUGAACUUUAUAUAAAAUGUGCAUGUAAAUGUCAGUAACAAAACUGUGAUGCUACCCUUGAGUAGCCUUUCCUGUUAGAACUUGCUCUUAACUACAAAUAAAUACAAUGAA
This is a messenger RNA of Cyprinus carpio (common carp), 2420 nucleotides long. Its product is annotated as P2Y purinoceptor 2. NCBI's taxonomy places the organism in Eukaryota, Metazoa, Chordata, Actinopteri, Cypriniformes, Cyprinidae. Gene Ontology annotation, molecular function: G protein-coupled UTP receptor activity; A1 adenosine receptor binding. The record is from RefSeq and is a predicted model, not a curated record. Gene Ontology annotation, cellular component: plasma membrane. Gene Ontology annotation, biological process: G protein-coupled receptor signaling pathway.